AUGUAUCUUCUUCCGGAGAAGGUGAAACUGAGAAUCAAUUUCGGUUCAAUUUCGACUUCGGGAAGGUUUAUGAAACCGGCCUCUUUCCCUAUUGGUAAUUCAACUCCCGAUUCGACCUUGCCUGAAGAUGGACCCAUCGAACUCCCCUUCUCUAUACCUUCAUUUAUAUCCAUUGACGAUGACCCUACCACUCUCCAAGUUGCCACCAACGUUCUCCUCACCGACACUGACACCAUAUCCAUCUUCCUCAUUCGAUCCCUCCGUCGUCGUGCAAAGCGUGCCAAAGAACUGAAAUUUAGGUCUAAGAGACCAAAAACUAAAAAGAUGUUGAAGGAGGAGGCACUUGAGAGUUUGAAAGCAAUGACUCCGGUUGAGGCAAAUGCUCCCCCGUUACCUCUUCAGGCGUUUCUGGGAGGUUUGUCUGCUGGAAUUAUUGCAAUUAUUCUAUAUAAAUUCACCACCACCAUUGAAGCUUCUCUGAAUCGUCAAACCAUUUAUGAUAAAAUCAUCCCCAAUUCUUAA
Messenger RNA from Lactuca sativa (garden lettuce), 522 nucleotides. RefSeq lists its product as uncharacterized. Lineage: Eukaryota; Viridiplantae; Streptophyta; Magnoliopsida; Asterales; Asteraceae. The record is from RefSeq and is a predicted model, not a curated record. Gene Ontology annotation, cellular component: chloroplast thylakoid membrane.